UUACAAUCAAACAGCCUCUACAUCUGUUUUUGUCAAGCUCCAGAAUGAGAGGAAAAAUCGCGGAGCCUGUAGCGAACUGCAGCCGGGUUUGGACCUCUUAAAUCAGGCGGAUCAUCCUCCACCGGGGGAGCGGAUGCCUGAAUGGAGACUGCGAGCCAUCCACCAGGAUCUCCCCGCUUCCUAAAUUGGUGAAUUUGUGGGCUGACAAAUGGAGUGUACUGUCGGGCUGCAUGGCCUUGUGUUUCACCGACGGUGUUUGACAUGGGAGCGACUGACCAGAAUAACACUCCGCAGUGUGAAUAUUUCAGCCUGUUGAUGAUGAGCCGCUCAGGACUGGAGCAAAGUGUCGUGAGAAUCGCUUUUCUGGCCCGUGUGCUCAGCUGAAGUGGACAACCAGACUGUUGAAGAAGACCAAAAAAAAAAAAAAAAAGGCAAUAUUUUUGAUGGCUCCGAGGUGGGGGAGGACGGAUACACGUGAAACCCUGGACAUAAAAAAUGGAUAAAACUCAUGCGUAAAGCUGAUGAGGGAGGGGGGGUCUCAGGCCUACUUGAUAGCAGUAGUGAAGUUGAUGGGGGGGUGGGGGGAGUGAGAAAAUGAUGAUGUGGUACGAACUGAAGGCGAGAAGAAGAGCUGGAGUGAGGGAUAAAAUCCGUGGGGAUCUUGGUAGCUGAAGAAUAACGGAACCCAAGUUUCUCCAGGACAAGACAGCUGCUUUCAUUGAAGCUCUCCAAUUAACUUCAUGUGAAAAACAGGGAGAGGAAAUCAGCUUCCUGGUUGAGGGGUGGGUGGGUGGGUGGGAAGGGGGGGUGGGGGGUUUAGAUAGAUAUUUUAUUCAUGCCUUAUGUUGGAGCAACUGGAGAACCGGCUUUCCUGUGGCCUAGAUGUUAUAUACACACACACAUAUGCAUUUGUAGAGAAACAAAUAUUUUUGGAGAGAAUUUUAACCUUUCGGAGGAAGAGUGGACCUUCAGAAACACACAGAGAGGACGAAUGACACUCUUGUAGCCUCAAAAGUAACGCACUUGGAAAGAAAAGAAGAAAAAAAAAGACAAAAAGGCUGAAGUGGGUUUGAAGCAUGGGCUGUGCUUCAAGUAUUCAUAUCUCUGAUAGGGUGGUCUACCACAGUGGAAAAGAGUCUGAGGAUUCCCACUCACCCCAGCAGACUAAUACAACUCAGCAUCAAGGAAAUCCUGCCUCCGGACUACCCCUAAAACCCCCUAGCUGCAAGGAGUCAGGACAGAAGAAAAUACCGAGUGAUUCAGGACACAACAGAAAAGAGCAGCAGAGUGGAGAAACCACAUCUGGGAAGACCACAUUAACAGAGGUGCAGUUUGGACCAAUGAAGCUAUUUAAAGACCCACUUCAGGUACUUUUAGUUUUUGCCAAAGAGGACAGUCAAAGCAAUGGCUUCUGCUGGGCGUGUGAGAAGGCCAACUACAGGUGCAGCAUGGUGCGGACGCCUGAAUACGCUCUCGAAUGCUUCUCAGAGAAGCAUCACGACCUCGUCAUCAUUGACCACAGACAUUCCAGACACUUUGACGCUGAAGCACUGUGCCGGUCAUUUAGGGCGGUCAACUCCUCAGAAAACACUGUGAUAGUCGCCGUCGUGAAAAGGCCAGACAGAGAGGAAGCCUCUGUGAUGCCGCUGAUCAAUGCUGGCUUUAAUAGGAGGUAUGUGGAAAAUGUCAAUUUGAUGGCCUGCUACAACGAGCUGCUACAGCUGGAGCACGGAGAGGUGCGGGCACAGUUCAAACUGAGGGCUAGUAAUGCCAUUUUCACAGCUCUGGAACAAAGCCAAGACGCCAUCGAGAUCACUUCUGAAGAUCAAGUAAUUCAGUAUGUGAAUCCUGCCUACGAGUCUAUUAUGGGCUACCAACAAGGCGAGCUAGUAGGGAAGGAAAUAAUAGAAGUGCCUAAAAGCGAGAAGAAUAAGCCUGAUCUCCUUGAAACGAUUAACUCCUGUAUACGAAAAGGAAAGGAGUGGCAAGGGAUUUAUUAUGCCAAAAAGAAGAAUGGAGACAACAUUCAGCAAAAUGUGAAAAUCACACCUGUGAUUGGGCAGGGAGGAAAAAUCAGACACUAUGUGUCUAUCAACAGGCCUUUAAAUGAUAAUAAUAAGAGUGAUAAAUCCGCUGAUCGUGUGCAGGCAGAGUCACAAACAGAUAUACAAUCCUGUAAGCACAAAGACCGGAGGAAAGGCUCUCUGGAUGUCAAAUCCAUAACGUCUCGGGGGAGCGAUGCUAGCUCACAGAGAAGACACUCCUCGAUGGCCCGAAUUCACUCCAUGACGAUAGAGGCUCCCAUCACCAAGGUUAUAAACAUCAUAAACCAAGCACAGGAAAGCAGCCCCAUGCCUGUGGCAGAGGCCUUAGACCGGGUGCUGGAAAUCCUGAGGACCACCGAGCUGUACUCCCCACAGCUGGGCACCAAGGAUGAAGAUCCACACACCAGCGACCUCGUCGGGGGGCUGAUGACGGAUGGUUUACGCAGAAUGUCAGGAAACGAAUACAUCCUCGCCACAAAGCAGCCCCACCAUCUGCCAAGUCACCUGGCGACCCCUCUGUCAUUAAACGACAUCCCCCCUCGGAUCGCCCAGACCAUGGAAAGUGAGGACUCGUGGGACUUUGACAUCUUUAGCUUGGAGGCUGCGACCAUGAAACGGCCGUUGACCUUCUUGGGCCUCAAGAUUUUCUCCCGCUUCGGAGUGUGCGAGUUUUUAAACUGCCCUGAAGCUACGUUGCGCUCCUGGCUGCAAGUGAUUGAGGCCAACUACCACUCCAGCAACUCCUACCACAACUCCACCCACGCGGCCGACGUACUGCAUGCUACGGCAUAUUUUCUCUCCAAGGAGAGGGUGAAGCAAAGUUUGGAUCCCAUCGAUGAAGUGGCUGCUCUGAUCGCCGCCACCGUGCACGAUAUUGACCACCCUGGCCGCACCAACAGCUUCCUGUGCAACGCAGGAAGUGAGCUGGCCAUUCUGUACAACGACACAGCUGUGCUAGAGAGCCACCAUGCUGCCCUGGCCUUCCAGCUCACCACCAGAGAUGAUAAGUCCAACAUCUUCAAACACAUAGAAAGGAACGAGUAUCGAUCGUUACGACAGGCCGUCAUAGACAUGGUCCUCGCAACGGAGAUGACCAAACACUUUGAACACGUCAACAAGUUUGUGAACAGCAUCAACAAGCCGCUGGCUGCUCUGGAGGAGAACGGGGGAAGCAGUGACGAGGAGGCUGUCAAAAGCGUCCUGACGUCCCCGGAGAACCGGAUCCUCGUCAAGCGGAUGCUGAUCAAGUGUGCAGACAUCUCUAAUCCGUGCAGGCCCCUGGAGCUCUGCAUAGAAUGGGCUGGCCGCAUCUCAGAGGAGUAUUUUGCACAGACGGAUGAGGAGAAGAGACAAGGUCUACCGGUGGUCAUGCCUGUGUUUGACAGAAACACGUGUAGCAUCCCAAAGUCCCAGAUUUCCUUUAUAGACUACUUCAUCACAGACAUGUUUGAUGCAUGGGAUGCUUUUGCGGACCUCCCCAAUCUUAUGCAGCACUUGGACAACAACUUCAAGUACUGGAAAGGCCUUGACGAUCGAAAGCUGCACACCCUGCGACCGCCUCCGGAGUAGCCGCUCGCUCGCAGCGUUCGGACCCUGGCACCGCCCCGAAAACCCCGGGUGCAGAACCUUCUUCUCUCCUGCUGGGGCGUCUCUCUCCCCACCCACCCUGUCAGCCCAGCCCAGCCCAGCCGCACAGGGACUCCUCGCCUUCACUCUCCUGCUUCUGUAGCACGCCGAGCGCCCCACAUGUCCGUCCACAGCAGAAAAACGCACAGAGGGACUUCCCGACACUGCCGAAGUGCUGCUGGCUUCUCACAGGCCCGUCGGAUGGGAACUGUAACCGUCGGAUACGGACAUCCAGCAUCCUCAUGAACUUCUCGUGCCUCAUAGGCAUUCGCAGUGUCGCUGUUGGCACGACUGAAAGAAGGACGGAGGAGGGGAGGCUUUUGGGUGUGGGGGGGGGUUGGGUCCUCACCGGUCUCUGUGGCAAAGCAUCCAUCCUCUGACUACCGCGUAGGCACUCCUGCCUGCCUGUGAAGUUGCUGUUAGCAUCUAAAAAAAACAACAAAACUGUCUAGUCCAUUUAAGGCCAUGUAAUCACUUCUUCAACCUCUAGCUCCUGCGCUCGCAGCGAGGCAGAGCCGCUCCUAGGAACCAUCGGAGGCCACGUCAUGAAAGUACACUCCACCGCUUAUUUUAUUUUAUUAUUUUUUUUGUUUGUUUGUUUGUUUUUUGUUUUUCAGGCAAUAUUUCCACAUGUCCUUCAGAAACACAAAGUUGACACACGGCUGUCAUAACAGAAAUGAGAGCGGAUGCUUCCUUCAUGGGUCAGGGGUGGACCUUUGUCCCAGGCCCACUGCUGAGAGACAACAACAUAAAGAAGAGAAAAACUCAAUAUAGGUAUCUAAUUACAGGUUAUUUAGUGUGCUAAUAUUUUUCUUAAAUUUCCAUGUUUUUCUAUAAUAAAAUUCACAAACAAAUUAGUAAAUGAGUAAGAGCAGAAUGAGUUUAGAAUUAAAAAAAAAGCCAAAGCUAUUAAAGACCAGUACUACUACUACUACAACGCUCAAAAAUUUACAAUUAUUAUUAUUCAUGCGACCUUAUUAAACAUUUUUUUUUGUUUUCUUAUCAAGAGUACAGUACCAGUUUGAAUAAACGAAUGAACCCUUUUGUAUUGCACUGUAUACAACAUUAGAAGUGUCUACGUCUCAGUGAUUUGUCCAGGAACGGGAUGUUGCGUUGGAGAAUAAGCUGUUUUUCUGUUUAUCAUCAGGAGAUCGUCUGCUUGUGUGAACGCGUGUGGGAAUUUGGUUUUCAAAUUUUUUAUUAUUUUUUUGUUUCUUGUUUGUUUUGUUUUUAUUUGUUUUGUUUUUUUUUCUUCUUCUUUUUGGUCGCUGGUGUGUGAGUGCGCGGGUGUGUUCAUUGUUGCAGCAAUCCCAUACUCUUGGUUUGAUGCUGUAAAACCGCUUGACAUUUGACAACAGCAGCAGAAAUAUGUGAAAAUCGUUUUGGACUUGAACAAUAUUUUUUCUUUUUUUUUUUCUUUUUUUUCUUUCUUUUUUUUUUGUCCUCCCAGAAAUUUUUUGUAUCUGGUUUGUCCUACUGAAGAAGAAGAAGAAAAAAAAGACUGCCUUAUUUUGUACAAUAUUUAUACAGUACAUCCCACUGUGCAACUGUAAUGGACAUCUGGAGUUUUUUCUUAUAACACAGUCAGAAGGUUACCUUCAAGUAAAUCUCAAUAUUUUUAUAGACAAUGAAUUUUACACUGGAUUUGCAGCAGAUGAGAUCAACCAUAAUAGCUAUCUGAACACCUGUGAAGGAGAAAGCCACACAGAGCGUGCGUAUAGAGAGCCGAACGGUAAAGCAGGAUAUGGAUCGCAGAGUUGUCUAUCACUGUCUUUAAAGCAGUCUCCUGGAGGCCAGCUUGCAUUGAUUUUUUUUUUUCUUGUCUUUUCUUUUGAUCAAAACAUCACUCUAUAUUUGGCCAAUCGUCCAACACCCUUAUGCACAGACCCGGGUAACAUUGUUUUGUUUUUUUUUUUGUUUUGUUUUUUUGUUUUUGUUCAAAGUUGGAUUCAGAUUAGGAUACUAAUAUCUAUGUUAAAAGAUCGAUGCUUCUUGAGAAGAUUUCCUCUUUAAACAGUAUAUAAAUGCCAUAACAGCUAAGCAACUACUGGUUAAUGAGAUGCAUUAACCACAAUUAAUUUUGUUUCUCUCUUAUGACAGAAUUGUACACUUAAUCAGGGGAUUUGUUUGUUCCUUCUGAUUCACGUUUGGUCUGAAGGCACGGGGGGGAAAAAAUAGAAUUUAUUCAAUGAAAAAUAAAAUGUCAACUAUA
Poecilia latipinna (sailfin molly) is the source of this 5883-nucleotide messenger RNA. RefSeq names its product phosphodiesterase 8A (gene pde8a). Gene Ontology annotation, biological process: regulation of DNA-templated transcription; signal transduction. Gene Ontology annotation, molecular function: 3',5'-cyclic-nucleotide phosphodiesterase activity. The transcript is spliced from 23 exons. Lineage: Eukaryota; Metazoa; Chordata; Actinopteri; Cyprinodontiformes; Poeciliidae. The record is from RefSeq and is a predicted model, not a curated record. Bases 1077 to 3614 code for a protein of 845 amino acids.